Molecule: messenger RNA, 399 nt
Organism: Brassica napus (rape)
Lineage: Eukaryota; Viridiplantae; Streptophyta; Magnoliopsida; Brassicales; Brassicaceae
Product: ubiquitin-conjugating enzyme E2 20
Exons: 4
Source: RefSeq, a predicted model, not a curated record
AUGAAUUAUUAAAUGGGCCUUAACAACCCGGGAGCAUCGGCUUUCCCUGAGGAAGACAACAUCUUCUGUUGGAAAGGGGCAAUAAAAGGAAGCAAAGAGACUGUGUCUGAAGGAACUGAGUACAGACUCUCACUCUCUUUCUCCAGUGACUAUCCUUUCAAGCCUCCAAAGAUCAAGUUCCAGACUACUUGCUUCCAUCCCAAUGUUGAUGUCUAUGGCAAUAUCUGCUUGGACAUUCUUCAGGAUAAAUGGUCAUCUGCUUAUGAUGUGAGGACAAUACUACUAUCAAUCCAGAGUCUUCUGGGAGAACCGAACAUCAGCUCACCAUUGAACACUCAAGCAGCUCAGCUCUGGAGCAACCAAGAAGAGUAUAGGAAGAUGCCUCCCACCAGUGCAUGA